AUGCGAAUGGAUAAAUUGACGGCCAAGUUCCAGCAGGCUUUGAGCGAAGCACAAAGCAGCGCGCUUGGGCGGAAUCACCAGUUCAUCGAACCACAACAUGUCAUGCAGGCAAUGCUUGAUCAGGAUGGUGGUUCAGUCAGACACCUGAUGACCCAGUCCGGGAUCAAUGUGAACCAGCUGCGUUCAGCACUUGGAGAGUCUUUGGAGAAGAUUGCCAGCGUCGAAGGUACGCAGGGAGAGAUGCACUUGUCAGCCGACAGUGGCCGAUUGCUUAAUCUAUGUGACCAGAUUGCGCAGAAGCGCGGCGACCAGUAUAUCGCCAGUGAGUUGUUUGCACUGGCUGCUGUUGAUGACAAGAGCACGCUGGGUCAGCUGUUGCGUGAUGCAGGUGCGACAAAGCAGGCAAUCGAAAGCGCCAUUGAUUCUGUUCGCGGCGGGCAAAAUGUCAACGAUCCGAAUGCAGAGGAUCAACGUCAGGCGCUCGAGAAAUACACGAUUGAUGUGACAGAAAGAGCGGAACAGGGCAAACUUGAUCCGGUGAUUGGCCGCGACGAAGAGAUUCGUCGGGCGAUUCAGGUGUUGCAGCGCCGGACAAAAAACAACCCGGUGUUGAUUGGUGAGCCCGGCGUUGGUAAAACCGCAAUUAUUGAAGGGCUGGCGCAGCGCAUCGUCAACGACGAGGUCCCUGAGGGUGUCAAAAACAAACGAGUGCUUUCACUUGAUUUUGGCGCGUUGCUGGCGGGCGCCAAAUUCCGUGGUGAAUUUGAGGAGCGAUUAAAAGCAGUGCUGAACGACCUGGCGAAACAGGAAGGCCAGAUAAUCCUGUUCAUCGACGAGCUUCACACGAUGGUGGGUGCCGGCAAAGCUGAGGGUGCGAUGGACGCGGGUAAUAUGCUAAAGCCGGCACUGGCACGAGGCGAAUUGCAUUGCGUUGGUGCCACGACGCUGGACGAAUAUCGACAGUACAUAGAGAAAGAUGCCGCGCUGGAACGACGAUUCCAGAAAGUGCUGGUAGACGAACCUUCGGUGGAAGAUACCAUUGCCAUAUUGCGCGGGCUGAAAGAGCGCUAUGAAGUGCAUCAUGGUGUCGAUAUCACUGAUCCGGCAAUCGUAUCCGCGGCGACCCUGUCCCAUCGCUACAUUACCGAUCGAAACCUUCCGGAUAAGGCCAUUGAUCUGAUCGAUGAAGCGGCAAGCCGUAUUCGUAUGGAAAUUGAUUCCAAGCCUGAAUCAAUGGAUCGCCUUGAUCGACGCACAAUCCAGCUCAAGAUGGAACGAGAGGCGUUAAAGAAAGAGAACGAUGAUGCAUCGAGAAAACGCCUCGAAGUUCUGCAGGAAGAGGUUGAACAGUUGGCAAGGGAGUAUGCGGAUCUUGAAGAAGUCUGGAAUGCCGAGAAGUCUGCCGUUCAAGGCAGUCAGCAUAUAAAGGAAGAGCUUGACCGUAGCCGGAUUGAAUUUGAAACAGCAAGAAGGGCGGGAGACCUGCAAAGAAUGUCCGAGCUGCAAUACGCCCGCAUUCCCGAGCUAGAGCGUCAGCUGGAAAGUGCGGAUGAACUAAGCUCAGCUGAAACGACGUUGUUAAGGAGUAACGUAACUGAAGACGAAAUUGCCGAGGUGGUGUCCCGCUGGACUGGCAUCCCCGUGUCAAAGAUGCUCGAGGGUGAGCGAGACAAGUUACUGCAAAUGGAAAACAAUCUGCAUCAGCGGGUCAUCGGUCAAGAAGAGGCUAUAAGUGCGGUAUCCAAUGCAGUACGCCGCUCAAGAGCAGGUUUGUCUGAUCCGAACAGACCUUAUGGUUCUUUUCUGUUUCUCGGGCCGACCGGUGUGGGUAAAACAGAAUUGACCAAAGCGUUGGCGGAGUUCUUAUUUGACACCGAUGAAUCCAUGGUACGGAUCGAUAUGUCCGAAUUUAUGGAGAAACAUUCCGUUGCGCGAUUAAUUGGUGCACCACCGGGGUAUGUGGGAUAUGAGGAAGGCGGUUAUCUAACCGAGGCUGUGCGACGACGCCCGUAUUCUGUAAUUCUUCUGGAUGAAAUUGAAAGGGCGCAUCCGGAUGUCUUUAACAUUCUGUUGCAGGUGCUGGAUGAUGGCCGUCUCACGGACGGCCAGGGAAGAACAGUCGAUUUUCGCAAUACGGUGAUCGUAAUGACAUCGAAUCUCGGCUCGAGUGUGAUUCAGGAGCUGAAUGAAAGUGCCGAACAAGCGGAGAUGAGAAAUGCGGUGCUGGGUGUUGUGCGCGACCAUUUCCGCCCGGAGUUAAACCGGAUAGAUGACAUCACCGUGUUUCAUCCGCUGGAUAAGGAGCAACUUGCGAAAAUCGCGGAAAUCCAGAUUGAAAUUCUGAAAAAACGAUUGGCUGCGCUGGAUAUCGCUCUUGAAGUAUCUGAGGAGGCGCUGGCAUUUCUUUCCAAAGUUGGUUUCGAUGUCACUUAUGGUGCCAGACCGUUAAGGCGGGUAAUUCAGAUGAAAGUGGAAAAUCCGCUGGCGCAACUACUUUUGGAGGGACUUUAUCAGGCGGGGGACACUGUACGCGUUUUCGAAAAAAACAGUUCUCUUGAGUUUGAAAAACUAGAACAAUUAGUCAACUUUUAA
This is a messenger RNA of Nerophis lumbriciformis (worm pipefish), 2592 nucleotides long. NCBI's taxonomy places the organism in Eukaryota, Metazoa, Chordata, Actinopteri, Syngnathiformes, Syngnathidae. The record is from RefSeq and is a predicted model, not a curated record.